Molecule: messenger RNA, 1506 nt
Organism: Wasmannia auropunctata (little fire ant)
Lineage: Eukaryota; Metazoa; Arthropoda; Insecta; Hymenoptera; Formicidae
Exons: 4
Coding region: 385-1116 (243 amino acids)
Source: RefSeq, a predicted model, not a curated record
ACUGAGUCAUAAUUUUUUCAAAAGUAAUUUGCUUCAUAUGUGUUGGAAAAGUUCAUCCAACGUGAAAAGAAAUGAGAGAAAUCACAGUGACAUGACAAUGAUUAUGAGAAAUAGUAAAGAUGAGUAGAGGAAAAUAAUAAAAAAAAAAAGAGAUACGGCGAAUAGCCGGAUCGUACAGCCUACCUCAAGAUUUUCGAUUGGCUGUCGCCAAAGAGAGUGGGGUAUUACGAGAAUUUGUAGUAGGAGGUAGGGGUUGUUGAAUGAGUAGCGGAACGCUCAGCCUGCCUGACGCACUUGGUCACAUCCACCCCGACGGAUAACCGACAAACCGUACGGCCGCGCGGUUCGAGCCGCGGUUCACCCCGUAUUUAUUCAUAAGAGUGUAUGCCGAGGAAGUGGAGGCGCAAAUCGAACGAACGAACGAACGAUAGAGCGGCGUAUUCCGAAGAGUGUCGCAAAUACGAAAUUAGAAUGGAAACAGUUUCUAGAUUGCUCCUAGUAUUGAUACUUAACACAUUGUGGACAAUGACUGGUUAUGCAGCACCGCUAUACACAAAGGACACUUGGAGUCGAAAUAUUUUUGCACCUGCAAUCAAGACAGCAUGCUCUCCUGACGGACAAUGCUGGGGACAAUGGUUACCAAUAUCGGAAACGUACGACGGCAAUAUCAUUCCAAAAAAAGACAGCGAUACCUCAAGAUUACAACCUCGACGUCGCGUUGCAAAUCCGGCAUCCGAAUUUACGUUGAGAGCUUGGAAGGAUAGUACAUUAGGGGAGCCGGGUCGAGAAAUUCGAGCAUCUUUGCCAACAAAUAAGCAAAUGCCUAUUAAACUCACGAAGAAGGAUGUAUUUGGAUCCCGUAGCUGGGGAGCUGGCGGCAUGCCUUUUUCUGUUUUAUAUAUGCAUGGUCCGCGAUCAAAUCACGUUGUUGCAACAACAAUGACGUCCCAGCGACAAGAAUCGAGUGCGACGACCGAGAGUUCGACAUCGUUCGUAGAACAUCCAAAUUCGCGCAUCAAUUCGCGAAAUGGCCAAUCUACCGUGCAACCAAGAAAACAGUAUUGGACUAUACCACAACUGUUUAUAUCGUAUGGCUGGGGUUCUUUUGGAAAGUAGAAACAAGCGAUGAUGUACAAUAUCGAAGACGAUGAUCGAUCAUCAUACAUGAUAAAAAAUGAGACGUAAAGUGAGAGAGAAAGAGAGACAUCGAUCUUCACGAAACCAGAAUAUAAAUAAUCAACAAACGCAGAACAAUUGUCGAGUUUUAUUGCAGCUGUAAUUAAGUUCUAAUAUUUAAAAUAUUGUAAUUUAUAUCUCUUUGUGCAGUAUUUUGUUUAACAUAUGACGCGUAUUAAAUUUUCUAUUUAAAAUGUAAUGCGUCCACGUGCCAAGUAAACGAUAGCACUCCAAAACUAUAUAGAAAGUAUCAAUGUUACGAUCGAAAGGAAUAUUUUUUGUUCCACGUAUAUAUAUUUAUUGUAAAAGAAUAAAUAACUUGACUCACCA